Molecule: messenger RNA, 1273 nt
Organism: Carassius auratus (goldfish)
Lineage: Eukaryota; Metazoa; Chordata; Actinopteri; Cypriniformes; Cyprinidae
Product: GTPase IMAP family member 8-like
Exons: 4
Coding region: 189-1040 (283 amino acids)
Molecular function (GO): GTP binding
Source: RefSeq, a predicted model, not a curated record
UAUGAGGACAUGCUUGUUUAUUUCAGUUUCCAUAUCAGGUGAGCAGGAGGUUAAAUGUGUUUCUAUUCUUUACAGACUGAUACACAUCCUCUUUUCUCCACAGAGCUACACAACACAUUCAGAAGAGAAUUUACACAAUCAUCCCACCAUAUCAAUUUCAGGUGAAUUGUCAACAUUUUCAUUUAUAAAUGAGCAACAUGGAGAGCAUCAUCAUGGAGCAACCUCAACAAAUUAAUAUGAUACUGCUGGGCAGUACUGGAGCAGGAAAGAGUGCAUCAGGAAACACCAUCAUAGGAGAUGAUAGAACACCAUUUGAAGAAGAUUUUUCUUCUGCAUCUGUGACUAAAACAUUUGACUCAGCACAAACAGUGGUGCAUGGACAAACAAUCACUGUGUUCGACACUGUAGGAAUCUCCAAUACAUCAAAGAAGAUUACAGAUGUGCAAACUGACAUAGAGAAUAUAUUACAGAGUACACCGCAUGGUUUUGAUGUGUUUCUGCUGGUGAUCAAACUGGGUCAGACAUUCACAGAGGACAACUCUAAAGUUGGGCAGUGGAUCAAAAAUAAUUUUGGAGCAAAGGCCUUACUACACACAGUGCUUUUUACUCAUGGAGAUCAGUUACAUGUGUCAAUAGACAGAUAUAUCAAAAAAUGUGAAUCACUGAAGUCAGCAGUUCAUCAGUGUUCAGGAGGUUCUCAUGUUUUUAAUAAUAAAGAUAAAGAUAGAGCUCAAGCCAAGGAACUUCUGAAAGAGAUAAACAAGCUGAGGCAAACUCCCGGAUACAAAAGAUACACUGCGCAGGACUAUAAGGAGGCUCAGGAUAAGAUUAGACAUAAAAAAUACGGUAUUAGUGCAGCAGUUGGAGGAGCGGGUGGUUUAGGAGGAGCUGUAGUAGGAGCAAUAGCUGCUAAAGUAGGAGUAGUUGCAUUAACUGCAGGAACGGCAGCAGCAAUAGGAGCAACAGGAGGUGCAGCUCUGCUAGCAGUAGCAGCUGGUGCUGGUCUGCACUUAUUUACAAGAAAAUGUACCCUGAGAUAAUAAAGUGACUAAAUGCAUAGCUAAAAUAAACUCUUGUAGAUAACAUCAGUAGAGCAAAACUACUGAAAUGAGCACAUUAAUUGUCAAAAUUGAUCAUUAUCAAUGAUGCUUCUAAUCAUUGUGGGUUUGCAAGGAGAUCAUGUAUGGAAAUGGUGAAAGACUGGAAUGAAGGUCAGUCGAUGAUCAUGUCAUGUUUGAAACAAUAUCAACAUUAAAUAAAACAUAUUCGACUU